UGUCAAAAAUCAAUUUGCAGAGGGCGCUGUAAAUUGCUCGGCCACGUAAGUCAGGGUCGUAUUUUUCUUGACUUUAUUGCUUUAAUUACGUUGUUUUACGCUCCCUUUUAAUAUGUGAGAACAGUGCAAUAGUGUAAAAGUGUGUGUACAGUUUUCCGUCUCAAUAUUCCGUUCCGAUCGCGAUUGAGGAACGAUGUCCAAUUUACCACCAAACCCGUAUAGCAACUUGCCCGGGGUUCCGCCAACGAACGCCAACAUGGGGCCACAGCCACAGCUGUUCAAUCAGAACCCUCCUAUCAGCCAGCUGCCUCCCGGCUAUGGACAAAAACAGGACACAAACUCAAACACUCCUCAACACCUGCCAACGUCAAUGCCCCAGAAUACCUUCGCCGGACAAGCUCCAAAUGUGAAUCAUUUCAAUCAAAGUGGAAGCAGUUCACCUGCCUUCAACAAUUCAGGAAUGAUGCCACCUGUGCAAACUAGUUUAGGCUCGUCUCCAAUAAGACCACCAUUAAAACCUGUGACUCCAACUGGAUACCAGAAUUCUCAGCAUGUUCCUCUCUCGUCAGCCAGCCCACAAAUAGUGUCUAAUGCAAAUCCUCCUAAUCCAUACCCUCCUAACAUUCCACCUCAACAACGACAGAUAAAUGACAAUGCACCUCCACUCAUUGCAUCUAGUCAGUUCCAACCUGUCAUGAAUGGUCCCAAUCUACAGCCAUCAAGCCAGUACCCAGUGUUUUCAAGUGCACCACAAGCAGUGUUACCGCCUAAUGUUAAUAGUGCCUACAGACCUACAAUUGGACCACAAAUUCCAAAAGGAACGGGCUCUCCACUACCACCGGGACCCCAAGGGCCAACCAGUCAAGCUAACAUACCAUUUUCUGGGCCUCCACAACCAGGGCAGAUGAGAAGCAGCCCAUUAAUAUCUAGUCCCCCCUUGAGUGGUCCACCAACAAGUGCUCCAAUCACAAUUGCACCCACAGCAGCUCCAUCAAAUGUGCCUUUAGGAGUAAAUGGACCAUCAAGCCAACCAGGAAGACACCCACAAGGUCCACCUACAUCUGUGCCUAAUAUGGUGCCACCAAUGGGUCGUCCACCAAGUGGCCCACCAUCUACUGGUGGGUCCGUUUAUCCACCUGUUAGUGGUUCUCUUGGACCAGGCAUGCCACCAAAGCAGAUGUUCCCAGGCCCAAAUUUAAAUGGACCUUCAGGCCCAACACAACUUGCAAGACCACCUGGUUCUUUUCCUCCAGGUUCAUUCACAGCUCCUAAUCUACCACCAAUGCAAGCUCCUCCUGGACCCCAAAGCUUACCUCCUACCAGUCUCCAAAGCUUACCACCUACAAGUUUACAGCAACAGUCUGCUGUGCCUAAAAUGCCACCUGGACCGCCAGGACCUUUAAACAUGCAGUCUGGACCAACUAGCAUGCCUCCUGGUCCUUACAAUAUGCAACCGGGGCCCCCUACCAUGCCUCCUGGGCCUCCAAACAUGCAAUCUGGGCCUCUGGGACCUCCAAAUAUUCAACCUGGGCCUCAUAACACACCUACAGGACCAAACAUGCAAAUAAGACCCAGCAUGCCUUCCGGGCCAAUACAAUCAGGACCAAACAUGCCAGCUGGAAUGCCACCUAUGCCUGUACCUCAAAGCACGUCAGGAGUCCCACCAGGGCCACCUAAGGGCAACAUGCAGAACAGAUAUCCACAAAUGCCCCAGAGCAACUUUAACAAUCAACCAAUGAUGCCUGCGCAACCUAGUACGGCUCAACCUGUUAUGAACAGACAGUAUCCUCAACCGCAAUACAAUGCUCAGCAGUAUAAUACCCAGGGUAUAACUCAGCAGAUGGGUCAGUUGAGUGUCACAAAGCAAGGCUUUGACCAGCUCUGGGGUCACCAGAUGAUAGAUUUGCUGCAGUGUACAAAUAUAUUGCCUGAGUAUGCAGACGAACCACCAGAGAUACGUCUCGGCCACCAAUUUGCGGAGUCAUCUAACUGCAGUCCUGAGAUCUUCCGGUGUACGAUCAACCGUAUACCCGAGACGAACAGUCUGCUGCAGAAGUCGCGCUUGCCCCUAGGAAUACUAAUCCAUCCAUUCAAGGAUCUCAAUCACCUGCCGGUGAUACAAUGCUCUACGAUAGUGCGGUGCCGCGCGUGUCGGACGUACAUCAACCCGUUCGUGUACUUCGUGGACGCCAAGCGAUGGAAGUGCAAUCUGUGCUACCGGGUGAACGACUUACCGGAAGAAUUCCAAUACGACCCUGUGAGCAAAUCGUACGGCGACCCGACGCGGCGGCCCGAGAUCAAGUCGGCCACCAUCGAAUUCAUCGCGCCCGGCGAGUACAUGCUGCGCCCGCCGCAGCCCGCCGUCUACCUCUUCCUGUUCGACAUCUCGCAGAUCGCCAUGGACUCCGGGUACUUGCAAGUAGUAUGCGAGACCCUGAAGAACAACCUAGACCAGCUACCCGGUGACGCUCGCACGCAGGUGGGCUUCAUCUGCUACGACUCACACGUCCACUUCUACCUCAUGAGCGAGGGGCUCACGAGGCCUAAGGAGAUGACUGUGCUGGAUAUUGACGACAUAUUCCUGCCGUCCCCCGAGUCGCUGCUGGUGAACCUGGGCGAGCGGAAGGAUCUGGUGAAGGAGCUGCUGGCAGUGCUGGGCGCGCGGCGCAGCGCCGGCGCCGCGGGGCCCUGCGCGCUCGGCGCCGCGCUGCAGGCCGGGUACAAGCUCAUGGCGCCGACAGGAGGUCGCAUUACAGUGUUCCAGACCUGCUUACCGACCAUCGGACCCGGACGGUUAGAAUCAAGGGAAGAUCCCAACGCGCGGUCAUCGAAAGACGUGGCGCAUUUAAAACCAGCUACAGACUUUUACAAACGAAUUGCGCUAGACUGCAGCGGAGCGCAAGUGGCGGUAGAUCUGUUCCUACUCAGCUCGCAAUACAGCGAUUUGGCGACAUUAAGUGGCAUGAGCAAGUUCAGCGGCGGCACGGUGUACCACAUCCCGCUGUUCAAGGCGAGCCGCGCGUGGCAGGCCGCCACGCUGGAGCGCAUGCUCACCAGAUACCUCACGAGGAAGAUCGGCUUCGAGGCCGUCAUGCGCGUGCGGUGUACCAGGGGUAUCUCCAUCCACACGUUCCACGGCAACUUCUUCGUGCGCUCGACGGACCUGCUGUCGCUGCCCAACGUGUCGCCGGACGCCGGCUUCGGCAUGCAGCUCGCCAUCGAGGAGUCGCUGGCCGACCUGCAGCAGGUCUGCUUCCAGGCCGCGCUGCUCUACACUAGUAGUAAAGGUGAAAGACGGAUACGAGUGCACACGCUGGCGCUGCCCAUCGCCAACACACUCACGGACGUACUGCACUCCGCGGACCAGAUGUGCAUCAUAGGACUACUUAGUAAAAUGGCCGUGGACCGUUGCGUGGACGCGUCGAUGUCGGAGGCGCGGGAGGCGCUGAUGAACGUGGCGGUGGACGCGCUGUCGGCGCACCGCCUGGCGCAGAACCUGCCGCCCGGCGCCGCCGGCCCCGCGCUGCACGCGCCCGCCGCGCUGCGCCUGCUGCCGCUGCUGCUGCUGGCUUUGCUCAAAAGGAAAGCGUUCCGAACGGGCACAUCGACGCGGCUAGACGAUCGCGUCGCCGACAUGUGCGACAUCAAGUCACUACCACUACCACAACUAAUACGCGCUGCCUAUCCCCCUCUCUAUCCCAUACACGAGCUCUGCAAUAUGAGGGAAGAGGACCCCAUGCUGCCGCAGCUCAUGCUCAGUGCGCAGAGGAUAAACGUAAAUGGCUGCUACCUCCUCGACGACCUGGACACGAUGAUCAUCUACGUGUGCCACGGCGUCUCCCCCGCCUACCUGUCCGAGACCUUCGGCGUGGCCGCCUUCAGCCAGCUGCCUGACGAAGCCAGGAGUCUGCCUGCUAUAGAGACGGACGCGAACGAAGCGCUGCACGCCUUCAUUGAGAAGCUUAAUGAGGACCGGCCCUAUGAGUCCGGGAUACUUGUUUUAAGAGACAACUCACCCUCGCGGCAGCUGUUCAUCGAGCGGCUCGUCGACGACCGCAUGGAGUCCUCCUUCUCCUACUACGAGUUCCUGCAGCACGUCAAGCAGCAGGUCAAAUGAUAACGUCAACACGGUUGACUAGGCGUUUAUACAUAUAGUUUACACAACUGGGAAUAAGUGAACCUUAUUGCAAAGAUGUAAGGUCUAUUAAUGAUCAGUUGAACGUAGUGUUUGUUAAGACUCGAGCCGUUUGGGUCCUCUGCUUUAAGUCACGACUCAGUUUAUCAGACUUGCUCAAGUUGCUCAGGGGGCCUAGCCAAGGUGCCAAUCGUUGAUAAAUUUAAAUAAUACAUUUUAUGAGUUUUUUGAGUUUCGACAACGUGAUUUUUAACUUAUUGAAGACCCGGAGGCCUAGCCAAGGUCACAAUGGUACAUCUACAAAAGCCAAACGAAUAGAAAAAAUGUAUGGGGAUGACAGACGCUACGAAAAGUCAUGUGACUAUUUCUAUACAUUAUUUAAGUUAUGGAUUGUGGAUUUAAGAGGAGAAAUCUCUUAUGAUAGAACUGUUGCAAAAGUGUCCAGCUGUCAGCUAUAAAUAAUAGUUCUCUCCAGAGUAGCGCUAGAAUAGCUAAGAACCUAGGCGUUAUUGACGGAGUGAAGUGCCCUGCCUAUGAUUUGAUUUUUUUGUUCAAGUACUCUAGGUAUUGUAGCGCCACCUAUUUAAGGUUUUUUGAUGAUACUUUUUGGUAUAUCGAGGUUUCUUUCCUUACCUCCACCGGCCAUAAUUUAAGUUUAUCAACGAUUGUCAUCUUGGCUAGGCCUGCGCAACUUGAGUCCUUUUCAAAGAACUCAUUAUUUAAAAAAAAUGCAUUGUCUGUAUGUAAAAUUCAUAAUGGGUUAUUAAGUAAAGAAAUCAUGCGAUAUCCCUCAUUUUCUUUACUGUUAUUUAGGUAAAACCUAUUAAAUGUUGAUAGAGCCUUUAAUCCUUAUGAAUUGCGCUUAAAAUACUUAAUAAAGGACUGGACUCGGGACUUAAAAGACUCUGAAGUUCCGUAAAAACGAGUCUAGUACAGUGUCGUCUGAAAAUAUCGAUACGAAAAAAGUGCCAAAAAUAUGUAUACACUACCUUAAUAUAUGAGGAAUAUUGUCGUGUAUACAUACUUUUGGCACUUUUUUCGUAUCAAUAUUUUCAGACGACACUGUACCAACAUUAGUCGAGCGUGUGUUACACAUCGCUACGUGGCGUUGAGGUGACAUUUGUGAAGAUUAUAGCUAUACAAAGGUUAUUUUGUGUUAUCUGCGCUUUGGUUGAAUCACGAGUGUAUUUUGUCGAAUUCAUUCGUUUGAACAAUACUUUUCUGAAAGAGAUUCUAUGUUUUUAUUUUAAGAAAUCUUACCUAUUAUUCGUAUUUAUUUUUCUUAUUAUAUUAAUAAUUGAGAUUCCUUCAGAAAUCGAUUAAACCAUCGUAUGGAACGCGGAUCCGCGUACGAGGAAACUAUUAGAAAAAAGAAAUCCCGGCACACGAGAAGUAAGUUAAGAGAAUGUUACUAGGACGAAUGUAUUUUCAAUGAAAAAUGCCUAUUAAAGAUAUCGUUUAAAUUACUAUUAAAUAAUACAUUGAAUCUUAUUAUUUUGGCUAAACUUAGAAAACAUUAAAUUAAUACUGAUAAUUUAUUUCUAAACUUGAGAUCGUAUCGCUUGAAAACGCUACCUCAAUGCUAUUUUAUGGAUGUGUGCACGACUGCAAUACCAGCUGAACAACAGCUACCGGCCUUGAAUUUGUUGAAUACUUGCUGAACUGUAAAAACGUGACCCUUCAUUGUAACAUUUGUCUAAGUUAUACGAAUUAUACUGUGGUUUAAAAACUUGGCGACUUAUUACUUCUCUAGUUUCUCAAUAGCUGUUAUAGAUGAGCCCCUUAUGUAGUCCCCACCAUUAUUUCGGAGCAAUAAUAGGUCCUUUCAAAUAUCUAAACACGAUUAUUGUCAAGAAGUUAGAUUGCUAGAUCAGAUAUUUUUGGGAUUGUUGGUUAUUUUUGGUUCAACUUUGUGAACAUGCUUUUUAUGUUUUAGUUAAGGCGGAAUAAAACUUUCGGUUGAUAAAACUUUACACGGCACGUUUAAAAAAGCAGCGGCGCAAGAUUUCGCAUUAAAAGUUAUUUUGUCCGUCACAAGAAACCGUAAUCAGUUUCACAGAAAAGAUGUUAGUACGCAAUUCGAUCGUUUAGAUAUAUUUUAACUCCCUUAUUCAUAAACGUCUACUAAAGUUGACAAGCCGCUCAUAAUCGUUUGUCCCUUUCCAUCAUACCAAUACGUCGGAAAGGGACAAACGAUUAUUAGCGGCUUGUCAACUUUAGGAGACGUUUAUGAAUAAGGGGGUAAGUCGAUUACACAAUUUACUAUAUCUCUUAGACUUAUGUGUUAGACCAUAAUACGCUGAAAAUGUAUAGAUAUAUUAAAGUUGACGAGUAGUUUAACGAAAUAUUUAAUUAAAUUACUAUAACUGUAAAUAUUUAUGGUUAAUUUGUCAAAUAUAGUGUAACUGAAAUCACACGCUUAAAAAUAUUGACACAGAUUAUUAGGUACUUUUUAUUUUCGACCAUAUUACUAUGGAGGUGUGGUCGAAUAUUGAACGCAUUCGCAUUUGAUUCUAUAUUAUUAAGUGUGUGAUUUGUUAUGUAGAUCUAUAGGUAACUAAGAUUAUUCGACUACAAGGAGUUAUUCCCAUUGGUCCUAUAGAACAAAGAGGUAUGGAUAUAAGAUAUAAAUUAUGAAAAAAAAAAACUAUGUCAACGGCAUUUAAUACACAUUAUGUUGAAAGUAAUGUUGCAAAAUUUUGAUCUAAGAUCGAACGAAAGAAAAGCAAUACGGUAUGGAUCAGCCCGAAGAAGAAAUAUGUGACCGAAACUGGAAAACGUCCCACUUAAGGUUAUUCGUAUAAAAAUAGUAAUCUGAUUGCAAAUCUCGUCUUUACGGCAAGCGACAAAGUGGGACGUUUUGCCGGUUUCGGUUACAUAUAUAUAUAUCGAGUUCUAUCUUAAUCGUAACAACACAUGUAUCUAUUUUUUUGUUUUUAUAUACAUAAGUAACAAUUGUUGGGACUAAGAAAGGCUUACUCAUUAUUUUUACAGAACCAAUACAGGUUGUUAUUCCAUGGGGAAUAGAACGAAUGGGAAGCACUCACUAUAACAAGAAGAUACUAGCAUAAAAGAGACACUGCCAGACAUAUAAAACACAUACAGCUUAGAAAUAGUAGCAGUUAGGGAUCGAAUUGUCAAGAGCUUAUAAAGGAUAUAGCCACAGCUUGCUGUUGUUUUACUUAUUUUGCAAAGAGCUAUUAAUCACGGCUACUUUUGCAGCUGAGCGAAGCGUUUCAAGUCAAAUACAGUCCUAUUGCAGAGCCUCCAAGAAAAAGUAAUUAGUUUGCCUGUGUUUCUUCGUUUCUAACCUGUUAAUUUGGCAGGCCUAAAGAACCCGAAAAACAUUGACGCAAAGAUUGGAAUUGCAUCAAUCUACUUCAACAGGCUUGUAAAUAGCUUGUACGUCAGCUUGUCAGGGGUGCUUCAUCGUCUUAGGGCCACUUAACUUGUUUCCCCAAACAUUUCUGCGUAAGCUGAAAAAGUCGCCGUGUUCGACGACGCUAAGUGUCUCUUAUAAGUCAGUAUUGUUACGUUUACUCGAGCCAUAUCUACAGAGCAUUUAGUAUUGUAGCUCGAAGGUCCUGGACUUCUAGGAGUACUGGUACUCCAGGGUUUGCACUCGUGCAGUGUUAUAGGUAGCAAGAACCUUCUGAUGUAUAUUUUCUCUGUACCUAUCUUAGUUCAAGAUUUAUAAGGGUACCAUAAACGACGGCAUCUCAUAAACUGUUACAAAAGGGUGUCAUUUUCACAUUGUGUUGAUUUACUUCAUUUAAUAAGAAAAUAUAGGGCCCCUGGUUUACAGGCACAUUUUAAAGUUGCUUUUCCUAAUGGUAUACAAUUUUGACAAGGAAAACCAUACUCGCGACAUGAGGGCGUCAUAUCUUGAUGACAUUAGGUUUUCAAACCGAGUAACUGGCUCCUCAGUCAUACUUACAGGCACUGUUUUGCUUUUCGCAAUUGUGUCAGUGAUUUAGAAAUAAAGUUAUUUGUAUCAGAACAUCUUGUGAUUUAAUUCAAACGCUGUUCAAAGGAAAGGCUGUUUUUAUAAACUUUGAUUUGAAUUAUGUUGUGGUUUGUAAUGUAAACUGAAUCAUAUUAAUUUAAUUUUAUAUUCUUUUAACACGGAAUGCUUAAUCUACAGAAAUGCUAAAUCUAUAUCUACAUUUCAAACAACAGAUAUUUUAACAGCAUGAUGAUAUUUCAACUGAUAUCAACAUUUAUAUUUGUUGAUAAGAUGUUUGUUGCCUUAUCUGACUUUAUGAUUGUAUUAUUCUCAAUGACUUACGAGUCAAUAAUAACAUGUCAUAGAAUAACGACUGAAGUCAUUGUGACAGCUGAAAAGAUUAAAAAGGAAAAUUAAAGAGGCGAUAAGACUUGACAAUCGAUUUGGUAUAGUCUGUUAUGAACACAAAACAGAAAUGUUAAGAACUAAGAAUUUGGAAUUAUAUGGAAACGCUUUGUACAGUCAGCAGCUGAAACAAAUGCGCUCAUAUUCACUAAACAAUAAAGUUAUGUAUUUUUGAACACCUCACUUGCCUGCUCAGCAACUUUGCUACUGUCUGUACGUUUAGCGUUUUAACAUUGUCAACAUUUUUAUAAGCUGUACUUGUCGCAAGAUCACUUUAUAGCACAACGCUGCGCCGAAAACUCACUCGGUCGUUGGUGCAAAUAUGAUUCCGCAUUUUUUAUGUGCAAAGUGGUAUCCCCCACGAAUAUUUGGGCAUUAAAUCUAAGUGAGACGGUAACCUAAAUCUUGGCGGAAUCUUAAAUAUAAUUGCGAAUAGAGUAAGGCUAUGAUUGUUUUCAAAAAGUGGAGGCUAGGAGCAAAUUAACGCGUUAAUCCACUGAGCGAAGGGAAGGCCUUUCAGUCAACUAGGCGCAUAGAAUUUUAAUUUGCUCCUUGCUUUUUUCUGAGGUGUCUCGGUUAUGUUUCGAUGUUGUGUAUAGAAAAUGUUAUCGUUUAUUUGUAUGUCGCAACCUCAACGCUUUAAUCAACGCGAUGGCACUAUGUUAUUUGAGACAUUUUCCAUCCUCACAGUGAAAUGAAUAUCCUAAAACAAAUAUACAUUACACUCUGGGGAAGGCGAGGUGUAAACGGUACUUUAAAAUGGUUUAUUUUCCAUUUCGAAUGCCAGAUGUGUAUUUUUAUUAUAUUUCGGUAGUAGGUGUAUCUGUAAUUAAUUAGUUUUAAUCCAUGUAUUUACUUGAUAUUACUUCUAUUGUAAAUUUAAUAGAAUUAUUUAUGAAAUUUUAGGUAGACAGUUUUAUACUGAAAUGAGGUCGGGUGAAACAUGGAGAUAGAAAUGUCCAGAAAUACAAAUACAUGUCGAAGUAUAGGAAUAGUUAUUAUAUUGCCAGAUAUAUAUGUUUCAUAGAUGCAGAUAAGUAAGGCUAUGCCUUAACGAAUAGAAAUGUUGACGCCGUAUUUCGACGCUUUUAUACUUUACCGUGGACGUCCACUACGGUAACGGUAUUUUGUGGUCAUCAACGUCUACGGUAAUUUAAAAGUGACUGCAUAUCUCAUAUAUUUACAUCGAACUUUUCACAUUAUCCGAUCCGAUAUCGGACACAGGAUCCUUCAAUCCGACAUGCCGUCCCUACGUCUCCACAUUCACGCACACAAAUUUAUCGGUCCGACAGUUGACGUGGGUCCGAAAUGUCUGAAAUUAUCGGAAGUGCCAAUCCGAUAUCAGAUGUAGGGUGGGCCUUAUGGGAAAGACAGAUGUUAGAGAGUACACUGUGGCAUAAAGUCCGCCUUUUUUGGGGAAAACACUCUAUUUUGGCAAGCAGAUGAGCUGGAGGCAGAUGAUUAAACGAAUAAAUAAAUAGAGAAAAACAAAUAUUAUACAUUUUACUUCCAUCCGAUAUUCGAUAUCGUAUCGGGCAAUGUGAAAAUGCUUAGUGACGGUAAACAUGCCGAUGACGUCUAUGUAAAGUACAGAAGCGCGUUUUGGCUGAGCAUCGCUUAAGCCGCGUCGCUCCCAGUAGUUGACUGAAUGAACAUUUUAUUGCCACUGUUAGCCGACUGAACUCGAAAGCCUUGUAACUUGUUUCAUUAUAACGAAUCCAAAA
Molecule: messenger RNA, 10210 nt
Organism: Cydia pomonella (codling moth)
Lineage: Eukaryota; Metazoa; Arthropoda; Insecta; Lepidoptera; Tortricidae
Gene: Sec24AB
Product: protein transport protein Sec24A
Exons: 16
Coding region: 194-4117 (1307 amino acids)
Biological process (GO): COPII-coated vesicle cargo loading; intracellular protein transport; endoplasmic reticulum to Golgi vesicle-mediated transport
Cellular component (GO): COPII vesicle coat; endoplasmic reticulum exit site
Molecular function (GO): zinc ion binding; SNARE binding
Source: RefSeq, a predicted model, not a curated record